CUAUUUUAUAUUUUAUAUAGUCUAUAUAUACACUGUAGUUCACAGGUCUCUCUCUCUCCUCCUCUCUCUCUCUCUCUCUCCCACCUCACCUCUAACAUAUCAACUCCAGCUAGCAGAACCCACAAAACUUUGCUGUUUCAGACCAUUUUCCAAUCAUCCUCUGUGAGGAGUAGGGGGAAAAUGGCACAGAUUUUGGCACCCACUACACAAUGGCAUAUGAGGCUUAAUAAAUCCUCAACCAAUGCCAACCCCAUGACAGCAAAGAUGUGGGGUUCUCUAUUGUUGAAACAGAACAAAAAAGGAGUAUCAAAAAGCUCUUCUAAAUUCAGAGUCUAUGCUCUCCAGUCUGAAAAUAGUACCAUCAACAGGCUUGAGGGUUUGUUAAAUUUGGACAUCACUCCUUUCACUGACAAGAUCAUUGCUGAAUACAUUUGGAUUGGAGGUUCAGGAAUUGAUGUUCGUAGCAAGUCAAGGACUAUACCAAAGCCUGUUGAACAUCCUUCUGAGCUUCCGAAGUGGAAUUACGAUGGAUCAAGUACAGGACAAGCACCGGGUGAAGAUAGUGAAGUAAUUCUAUACCCUCAAGCAAUUUUCAAGGACCCUUUCCGUGGCGGGAACAAUAUCUUGGUAAUUUGUGAUACAUAUACGCCACAAGGUGAGCCUAUUCCUACAAACAAACGCCACAGAGCUGCUGAGAUUUUCAGCAACCAGAAAGUCAUAGAUGAAGUGCCAUGGUUUGGAAUAGAGCAAGAAUACACUCUACUUCAGACAAAUGUUAAAUGGCCUCUGGGUUGGCCUGCUGGAGGCUAUCCUGGUCCUCAGGGUCCCUAUUAUUGUGGUGCUGGGGCAGACAAGUCAUUUGGCCGUGACGUAUCAGAUGCUCACUAUAAGGCUUGCUUAUAUGCUGGAAUUAAUAUUAGUGGAACCAAUGGAGAAGUUAUGCCUGGCCAGUGGGAGUAUCAAGUGGGUCCUAGUGUUGGAAUUGAAGCCGGAGAUCAUAUCUGGGCUUCAAGAUACAUUCUCGAGAGAAUCACUGAACAAGCUGGUGUUGUUCUCUCACUCGAUCCAAAACCCAUUGAGGGUGACUGGAACGGUGCUGGAUGCCACACCAAUUUCAGUACAAAGAGCAUGAGGGAGGAUGGAGGCUACGAAGUUAUUAAGAAGGCAAUUUUGAAUCUGUCACUUCGACACAAGGACCAUAUCAGUGCCUAUGGAGAAGGAAAUGAGAGAAGGCUGACAGGAAAGCAUGAAACAGCAAGCAUCAACACGUUUUCUUGGGGAGUGGCCAAUCGGGGUUGCUCAAUCCGUGUUGGACGUGAGACUGAGAAGAAAGGAAAAGGUUACUUGGAAGACCGUCGUCCAGCUUCCAACAUGGACCCUUAUGUUGUGACCUCUCUACUGGCAGAAACCACAAUGUUGUGGGAGCCAACACUGGAGGCUGAAGCUCUUGCUGCGCAAAAGCUUGCAUUGAAUGUCUAAUCAAUUUGUUGAAAGCAAUCUGAAGAGGCUCAAAAUGCUCUCAUUUGUGAUAAAUCAGACCGAGCACUCGGAAGAUUUUCCCCAUUUCUUUGAAAUCCUUUAGGGAAGAAGAUCCAUUUGUAAAUAAAUGUCUGGAAGUGAGUAGUUAUUCAUGACCAGGUUGUAAACCAGUUUCUCAAAUCUUGUAGAUCAGAAAGGUCUUCAUGAAUAAUUUUGUCAAUUCCUGGAAUUCUACUAUUGCAAGUUUUCUCCAUUAAUAUUCAGAACCCAGUUCAGCCA
Molecule: messenger RNA, 1758 nt
Organism: Ziziphus jujuba (common jujube)
Lineage: Eukaryota; Viridiplantae; Streptophyta; Magnoliopsida; Rosales; Rhamnaceae
Product: glutamine synthetase leaf isozyme, chloroplastic
Exons: 14
Coding region: 181-1479 (432 amino acids)
Cellular component (GO): cytoplasm
Molecular function (GO): glutamine synthetase activity
Source: RefSeq, a predicted model, not a curated record